AUGAAUCAUCGAAAUGUUGUUCUUCGAGAGCUCAAUAAGGAAGUCAUGAACAUGGAGGAGAUUCUUCAGAUGGAGAAAGCCCACGGAGAGUCCAUACUAGAAAUUAGGAGGAGAGCUAAUGGUGGUUGGUGGGAAGCUCCCAUCAACGCACUUAACCUCUCCCAACUUAAACAAUUGAUGGAGGCAAUGGAAUUUCUAAAGCAAGACGUUGAAAAAGAGGCACAACAACAGCAAAUGGUGACUAAGGUUGGACUCCCAUUUCUCACAUUUGGAAGUGCCUUGUCUCCUACUAAUGGUGCUAGGGCAAUUAGUUCUUGA
Capsicum annuum is the source of this 318-nucleotide messenger RNA. Its product is annotated as agamous-like MADS-box protein AGL62. The transcript has a single exon. NCBI's taxonomy places the organism in Eukaryota, Viridiplantae, Streptophyta, Magnoliopsida, Solanales, Solanaceae. Bases 1 to 318 code for a protein of 105 amino acids. The record is from RefSeq and is a predicted model, not a curated record.